Molecule: messenger RNA, 372 nt
Organism: Guillardia theta CCMP2712
Lineage: Eukaryota; Cryptophyceae; Pyrenomonadales; Geminigeraceae
Exons: 1
Source: RefSeq, a predicted model, not a curated record
AUGUAUCCUGAGUUACAGAUGGACACAUUCCUCAAAGGAUCGGUGACGUCACAGGAGGAAUUGGAUGAACUUCUGCUUCCGAUUCAGAAUGCAAUGAAUCGAUAUCGGACAGGAUUGGGCAUGUGUUUGUUCCCGCUGAUACGAGAGUUUCCACUCGAUCAACUCGGUAAUUUUGGUGGUGAGUUUCAUACUGUAUGGGAAAAGAACAAGAGUGUGAAUGUGGAUGGCGAGUUGACGGAGGAAUGGAAAAGGCAGGUCGUUUUGCUUUUCCUGAAUGCCAAAUUUUGUUGGAGGAAGAGCGGGCAGAUUCGAGAUUAUGUGGAGCAGUUGCAAAAUUUGUCCAAGACGGUGUCGGAUCAGUAUGGUAGUCCU